AUGGCCACGACAAUGCGCGGAUCACCCGAUAUGGCGAAUGGUUCCAAUCCUCCUCACAUUGCCAACGGGGCGCGAAGAGCCCCCGGAAGCCGCAAAAACAGAGCCGCCAACCCCUCGGACGAGAACUAUGAAUACAAGGAGCAAGAGGACCCAAACACAUCACACAGGAGCACAAAAGGCCUCGGUGCAUCGGGAUUGGGCAGGUCAUUUUCAACAAGAUCCCAAGAUUAUCCCGAGGGAAAUCUGAACUAUACCACCAGCAAGCCAGUCCCUCCAUCGGCUUUAGAGGAACUAGACAAUUCCACGACACCACGCAACCUUCCCACUGAAGACUAUCCCUCAGGUUCUAGCGCAGACAUGCCACAGAUCCAGCGGCCAGUAUCACCGCCUGCUCAAGGCUUGGGUCCCCCUCCGAGUCGGUCAAACACCACACGUUCGACCAAGAAUGUACGAAAAGAUUGGGCAUCGGACCGAUCACCUCUCCAGAAGCUGGAAGUGACCUUGACCGGAAUCAGCAAAGAAGAGAAGCGUGCACGGGUACAAGAAGCAGAGAUGAAAGCCCGGGAACGGAUUGCGCGCCAGAAAGCCGAAAAGGAGAAAGCCGAAUCAAUGGCCGCAGUGGCUCGCGAAGCAUCAGCACAACGUCCGCAGCCAGAAACGAAACCAGUUCCUGGCCCAGGCAGGAGGGGAGAGCACAGAGAUAUCCUGGUUGAGGACUCCAUGCGCGAUGAAUCUGCUGCUGCUGCAGCAGCACCACCAGCACCACGGCAAACUGGAAGCACUGCCAUGCGUCACAGUCGAACGGUCUCUUCAACUCCUCAGUACGCAGAAAUCCGCCGCCUUGAAGACCCCCAAUAUGCCCGCGCAGAAGCUGCUAUCCCAGCAUCAGCGAAGAUGGGGAAUGCGCCCAGGCGAUCAGUCACAGUGAGCGGGCCUGCAGCAAAGCCAGCUCCUGCCAAAAGCAUGGGUCCCAGCCGCUCCAUGUCCCAAGCAGAUCCUCGACCAAUGCCACCUACUCUCAGAGCAGAAAGAACGGACGAGCUUCUCACAGCACCUGAAACGCCUCAGGAGAGCGCCGAGUCACAGACCAAGCCGAAGAAGGCAUCUGUAUCCUUUGACGUCCCGCCACCUACACCCCCGCCCAUCUUCGAAUGGAGGAAUGCACAGCCUGGUCGGCUUGAAGCGUCAGACUUUGACUUCCAACAUGUUGAUAUGGACCGUGGUAAGGCUUGGUGGGAAGGUGGUGGUAGCAAAGAUCGCAGGAAGAGCAGGGCUCUUCCUAAGAACUACCAGACUCCUGCUCAGAAGUUGACAGGAGUAACUGGACACAAGAGCUUUGAACCUCGUCUCUUCUUGCGUUGCGGUCCUUUGCUUCGAUACACUGGUAUCAAUCGAGUUCCAAUAGAUGGGGCCAGCGGUCCUAUCUACAAGGACCUCUGGCGAGGCUCUAUAAUGAUAGUGACCAAAGAUUCUCGCUCCUCCUAUGAAACCCCACCAACACUACGACUCUUCUCUCAACCAAUGGACCUUCUUCCCCCUCCACCAGUGGAAAUCAGUCGCGAGGACGGAGUCCAACUAGCUCCCGAAUACGUCGACCCAACCGCCGGUCUCAUGAAGGUCGGCCGGGACGGACGGCCCCUUUACGUCAAGCCAGUCGAACAUGUCGAAGAGCAAGUCGACCUCUCAUUCGUCGAAAACGACGACGGCAUCUACGAGCUCUCACCCAGUCUGAUCGACUACACUACCGAAGGCAUGAAACAAGCAAUCCCAUCCAACCGAAUGCAUCCUGUCGACGGCGAGACAGCAGGUUUGCACCGGGACAUCCCGGGGGUGCGUCUAUACGUCGAUACCGCAAGAAAUGUAACAUUCUGGCGAUUCAACGUAGAAGUCGAGCUAAGCGCAACCCAACAACGAAUCGCCUACCGCAUCAACCAAGGCCCAGCCCUAGGAUUCUGGGUCCCUCCCGCAGGAGAAUCCAUGAACAUAAUGUUCCACAGUGGUAAUGGAUUCAGUCCAUCCGCAGACUCAGAUCGCGUCUGCGGUCCUGAUCCUUUGUGGCGAGAUAUCCUGAACGAGCACCAGACCCGUCCGUUCCAUGUUAUGAUUGGUGGCGGUGAUCAGAUCUUCAAUGACGCCGUUAUCACUGAGUCUGCUUUUUUCCAGGAAUGGAUUAAGAUUAAAAAUGCUGCUGAGAGAUAUGGUGCGCCGUUUACACCUGAGUUCCGUGCUGAAAUUGAGCAGUUCUAUCUUGAGCGCUACGCUGCGUGGUUUUCGCAAGGUCUCUUUUCUUUGGCCAGCUCUCAGAUCCCUAUGGUUAAUAUUUGGAAUGAUCAUGAGAUCUUUGAAGGGUUUGGGUCUUAUCAUGAUGAUUUCAUGCAGAGUUCUGUUAUUUCUGGGCUUGGGAAGAUUGCUUUUAAGUAUUAUUUGCUUUUCCAGCAUCACAGUGUCCCUGAUGAGACGGAGGUGGAUGAGCCUAGUUGGCUUCUUGGUGCGCAUCCUGGUCCAUAUAUUGAGCAGAGGAGCAGGAAUCUGUUCAUGUCUCUUGGUCGGGGUGUUGCGUUCUUGGGUCUUGACUGCCGUACUGAGCGGCGGAGCAAUGAGGUCCUCAGUGAAGAGACGUGCGAUCUGUUGUGGGAUCGGUGCCACAGGGAGAUUAUGAAGGGUGAGACAAAGCAUUUGAUCGUGCUUUCGAGUGUUCCUGUUGCCUACCCUCGAGUGGCGAUGCUCAAGAGUUACAUGAACAGCCGCAAAUCCCUUGGCAAGUCUGGUGUUCUUGGUGGCCUUGUCAAUCGAUCUGGUGGAAAUGUGGAGGUCUUCGAUGAUCAUUGGGCUGGCAAGCAUCUGAAGUCUGAAAGAACCUGGUUGGUCGAGGAUCUCCAGGAUUUGGCUGCGGAGAAGUCAAUCCGGGUUACGAUUCUAAGUGGUGACGUCCACCUCGCUGCUAUUGGGCAGUUCUACUCGAACCCUAAGUUGGAUGUCGCCAAAGACCAGGAUUACCGCUACAUGCCAAAUGUCAUCUCCUCUGCCAUUGCAGAUAUCCCCGAAACUGAUCUUAUUUCGGACAUGCUGAACAAGCGGAACACAGUCCACCACAUGGACUCAAACACAGACGAGGACGUCAUUCCCAUAUUCACCGAAGAUGUGAAUGGCAAGCCUCGAAACAACAAGCGGCUCCUCCCUCGUCGAAACUGGUGCUCAAUCCGCGAGUAUCAACCUGGCUCUACUCCGCCCGAUACGCCCGAGUCAGAGAUGACAGAAACCCCAGAGCCCCGUGCUGGCAUGCUACAGCGGACUCUAUCGCUGGGCCGAGGAGACAAGGGAACCACCGGACCCGGAAAGCCAGGUCUUCUCAGACGACUCUCGAACCGCGGACCACCACCCACACGAACAAUGAGCUUCAACCGCGGCGACGAAGACGCCUUCAACCGCCGUGCCAGCGUGGAUAACCACUCCCAACCAGUCGAAAGCGGAGACAGCUACUUUCCCCCAGCAGCAGCACCACCACCAAGACCAGGAACCUUCCACCGAAGACCAACAAACCUGAGCCAGAAAGCCGCAAAGAAAGCCGCGAAAGCAGGCCACGAUGGCGCAGGCGCCUUCAUCAACCUCGAAGGCGGGCUAGCCAUAACCCUAAACCUAGAAAUCAGCCCAGCAGACCCAGCCGGCAUAACAGCACCGUAUAAACUACUCGUACCAGCACUACGCUACAACGGCACCGAAUACGACCCCCCACCAACACAGAUCGUCAAGGGCUGGCGAAAAUUCCUCCCACGACGAAACAAGCGCGACGCCGAGAAACGUGCUAACGGCGACGCUGAAGAUAAUCUCAGCGAUGACGAUGAACAAGAUGAUUACGAGGACCCCGACCUUAUCAAUAAUACCCGCGCCAAUGCUGUCACUAGUCAUCCACAGUACGAGGGAUAUCCUGGGAGUGAGGAGGAUUCUGAGGGCGAGGUUCCUCAGCGAUUGCCGCCGCAUAUGAUGGCUGCACAGCAUUCGCGUUCGCCUGAGUAUGAGGUGGAGCAGGAGCAGGAGCAGGAUCGUCCCAGGAAGAAGAAGUGGUUUGGGGUGAUCUAA
Messenger RNA from Penicillium canescens, 4077 nucleotides. RefSeq lists its product as uncharacterized. The transcript has 3 exons. The record is from RefSeq and is a predicted model, not a curated record. Gene Ontology annotation, cellular component: membrane. Lineage: Eukaryota; Fungi; Ascomycota; Eurotiomycetes; Eurotiales; Aspergillaceae. The coding region runs from base 1 to 4077 and encodes 1358 amino acids.